UGAAAUUUUCCAGUUUAGUGGGCAGGUUUUCCUGCAAAAUAUGUGUCAUGUACAAUUUGUUGACCUAGGAUAUAAUUAUAAUUCGAAUAGAUGCUACAGUCAUUAACAGUUUUUUAAAUACCGCAUUAAAUUUUACUUAAAAAUUUAGAAAAUAUAUAUAAUUAAUGAAAAUUCCGUCCAAGCAGCAUGUGGAAAGUACGGGAAAUUGCCGACAGAGUUACCAAUGUGGUUAUGAACUAUACAGAAGUUGAAGCAAAAGUUCGAGAAGCAACUAAUGAUGAUGCAUGGGGCCCUACUGGACAGUUAAUGCAAGAAAUAGCCCAAAGUACUUUUACGUAUGAACAUUUUCCUGAGGUAAUGGGCAUGUUAUGGAAGCGGAUGCUGCAUGAUAAAAGAAAUUGGCGUAGAAUAUAUAAGUCUUUAUUAUUAUUAGGUUAUUUAGUGAGGAAUGGUUCAGAAAGGGUUGUCACAAGUGCUAGAGAACAUAUUUAUGAUUUGCGCAGUUUAGAAAAUUAUACUCACAUUGAUGAAUUUGGAAGAGAUCAAGGUAUAAAUGUUCGUCAGAGGACUAGAGACCUUAUUGAAUUUAUUCAAGAUGAUGACAAAUUAAGAGAAGAACGGAAAAAAGCAAAGAAAGCUAAGGAUAAAUAUGUUGGGAUGUCAUCUGAAUCAUUAGGCUUUAGUGGGAAAUAUAAUAGCAGUAAGUUAGGCAGCUCUCUAAACUCAUUUCAUGAAGCAAUAAAGUCUGAUUUUGAGAGAAGUAGGAGUUUUGAAGAUUCACCAGAGCAUAGUAAUGAUGAAGAUCGCAAAUCAGAAAAUGAUGAUCGUUUAGAAUAUAAAGAUGAUGAGGAAGGGGACAUAAAGAAUUUAAAAGUGAAUAGCCGCAAUGAGAAUAAAACUGCUAACAAGAGCAAUCGCAAAAUUGACUUGGGAGCAGCUGCUAACUUUGGAAAAGACCAAAGCUCAAUUCAUUCUACGCCUGAAAAGCCUGUUUCAUUAAUUGACACAUCUCCAAAGAAGAAUUCCACAGAUGAUGAUUUAUUUUCCAGUUUAACAAUAACACCUACUAGUAAUGCAACAGAUUCAGCAAACGGGGACUUUGCAGAUUUUACACAGUUUAAAAGUGCUGAAGAAUCCAAGCAGGAUAGUUUUGCAGAUUUUACUUCCUUUAUGUCAACGACUCAAACCAGUUCUACCACUAGCAGUGAUUCUUUAAGUUUUGUUGAUGUUAACAGUAGUUCAACACCAAACAUUUUUAAUUCAGUGUCACCAUGUCUUCCCCCACUUCAACCUCUUGGUGCUGUCACUGUCUCAUCACCUCUGUCUCCAACAUUCAGUGCCUCCCAGUCUCCAAUGAUAUCACCCGUAGGAAAUGUUUAUCAACCAGUGUUGGGUGCACCAUUAGGUAUGCUGCCAACAGUACCUACCAUUCCACUUGGAACUCCACUGGCUCAACCUGUGAUGAUGCAACCUCAAGUUGGUACCUUACAACCAGCCAACAUGUAUCCUGUGAAUUAUGUUGGCAGUGGCAUGUUUUCCCAACCUUCCUCAUUGCCUAUUGUAUCUACAUCAACAACAGUGCCUGCUCGUACAUCCUUUGGGAGUUUACAGACAUCUAGAAACACAUGGAGUGAUGCUUUAGGCACUGUAAAUAUUAAUGUUGACAAUUUAGUACCUGCAAGCAAAUAUGAUAAGCAGCCAGCACCUAGCAUGAACCAACUUGCUGGUGGAAAUGUGAAUGCUAUGAACAUGAACAAUCUUGCCAUGGGAAUGCAACAGAUGUCUCUCAAUCAGCCAAUAUUAGGUCCCAGUUCUCUUCCUGCUGUGGUAAGUCCCAUUACAUCUAACGUAAUGAUGAACAACAUUAUGUCACCUCCUGGUGUGCCACUUCAGAGGCCAUUGUUUAACAGUCCAGGAAAUCUUGGAAUAUAGUGUUGACAGAUAUUUAUGUAAUGAGUGAAGCUAAUACAAAAAGAACUCACAUGACAUGAAAGUCCAGCCGAUGAAAUCUCAUAAAUUAUGUGUAAUAUAUGACAUGGAAAUAUCCAGUACAAUCUGUACUUACCAGUUAAGUGUUGGAUGUCUAGCAGAUCAUUUGUAUAAAUUUGCUAAUUUGAAGUGGAAGAGAGACACUUUUUAUGGAGACUUCAGCAAAAUGAAAGUUUUAUUUGGAAGUUUGUACAGACUUGAGUAACUAGGUCACGACAUUUGUUUUACUGUGAACUUAAAUUUAUGAAUGCCUUUUUAUCUGUUAAUUAUAUUGUUAUAUGGUAGCUGGGAAAUAUAAAAAGUGUUAAAUAAUCCAGAUUAUUUUCAGCAAACUGGCUUUGUUUCAGAUAGUUUCAUUUAUAUUUUAUUUUUAUUUUUUUUUAUCAGCAGAACUCUCAAGUUAAAGCAAUUUUUUUAUAAAGAAUAAUCACAAUUAUUGAAAUAUUUUAGCUUGUUGUAGGCAUUCAUAGUUACUUCAUUUUUGUAUACACAAGAUUUAAUUUAGAAGACUGGACUCAAAUCACUUGCAAGCUUGGAGAAAUACAGAAAAUUACAUUGUUCAAACACUUUUGUUUUAGAUAGAUAUUAGGAGUAUUGAAAUCUUAUAAUACAUGAAGCUUUGAAUUAAAACUGUUUUCUAUAAAAUAUAGCAAUUUGAAAGUAUUCUGUUUGAACUUUACUGUGCACUGGUAAUAUUAAAUAUGGCACAUUUUCUUCUGCUUUUAAAUUUUUCUUCUUUUUUCCUGAAUAUUCAAAAUUUAUAUGCAAAAAAUGUGUUUCACUAACUAUUAUGUCUAAGUGUAAAAUUAAACUUUUGGCAUUAAUAAUGAAGUAUGAAUUAGUAACACACACGUCAAUAAAAGAAAGCUUGCCACUAGAAUAUAUUUGUUUUCUCUUUUGAUGUAUUUGGUAUUCUGACAGUUGGUUGUGUAUUAUCUUCAGUGAAUUGUAUGUAUUUUAAAAAUCAUUUUUUGUUUUGAUUCUAAUUUAUUAUAUUUCAUGUUUAUAUGAAUGAAAAUAUCUUGUUCUAUAGAUUUUGAAAUUAAUUCUAUACUUUGCUCAAUUUUAGAGGAAUUAACAUUUCUGUCUGACAUACUGUUAAUGUUCUUGUUUCUUAUGUUGCAUUUUGCAGCUUUAUUUAUUAAAUUCCAUAAAAUGUGCAUGUAUAAUGCACAGUCUGAAAAAAUUUCAGUAAAAUGGUAUAGGCUUAUUGAGCCUCCUGCUCUUGUUCCAAGGGACAGCCCAAUAAAUCUAUUUUGUAAUUGGUUUAUCCUUCUUUGUUCCUUUUUAAAGUAAAAUUUAUGACCUGAGCUUGAGUAAAAGAACAGGGUAUAUUUGUGUUGUUCAUUAUUAUUCUUGCGUUAAUAUCGCAUUUCUUUGUAUCAUGAUAAAUUGUAAUAUUAGCAAUCUAAUAGAGCCUUAUUUAGAAUUGAAAUUAAAAAUUUGUUACAAUUAAUUGUCUGUUAGCAAGUAAUAUUUUAUAUAUGUUAUUUGUGUGUUCCAUUUUUAUGUUAAAUGAAAAAAACCUGAAGAUUAUUGUUUUUAAAAAUAUGUAAAAUUAGAAAAUUAAUUUCUUUGAGCAUUUUGCAGAAGUUAAAAUUCUCCUAGGAGAGUAAUAAUUUAAUGGCUGUACUUAUCAGUAAAUUUAUCUUUGAUAAAUAAAUGUUUCUCCAUUUCUGUUAUGCAUGUCGGAGACAGCAGCUGUAAAAUGUAAUUAUGAAACAGCAAAUGCAUUCAUGGGAUUUAGAGGGUUUUUUUUAUUAAUGCUUGUAAUUAUGAAUAUAAAUGUGUAAAAAUAAUCUAUUCUGCAUCAGCUAAAACCAUUAAUCUUCUAAAAAUGCUUUUAUUUAGGUAUCAACAGGUUCUAGUUCCACAUAAUUUGCUUUUGCAGAGUUUUUGUUGUAGAUGUUAUUUCAUUUAUUGAUCUUUUUAUUGCAUAUCAAUAAAGGUGAAUAUUUGGUUAUAA
Messenger RNA from Stegodyphus dumicola, 3955 nucleotides. RefSeq lists its product as uncharacterized. Gene Ontology annotation, cellular component: endosome; plasma membrane; clathrin vesicle coat. Gene Ontology annotation, molecular function: phospholipid binding; clathrin binding. The record is from RefSeq and is a predicted model, not a curated record. Lineage: Eukaryota; Metazoa; Arthropoda; Arachnida; Araneae; Eresidae. Gene Ontology annotation, biological process: endocytosis.